Molecule: messenger RNA, 1016 nt
Organism: Hansenula anomala
Lineage: Eukaryota; Fungi; Ascomycota; Saccharomycetes; Phaffomycetales; Wickerhamomycetaceae
Product: 40S ribosomal protein eS8
Exons: 1
Coding region: 319-930 (203 amino acids)
Biological process (GO): translation; maturation of SSU-rRNA from tricistronic rRNA transcript (SSU-rRNA, 5.8S rRNA, LSU-rRNA)
Cellular component (GO): cytosolic small ribosomal subunit; ribosome
Molecular function (GO): structural constituent of ribosome
Source: RefSeq, a predicted model, not a curated record
CUGGCAGUUGGGAAGACUCUUUUAUGAAAAAUUAAAAACCACAAUCUUUCUUCUUAACAUUAGAGAUAGUGUAUCAACAUCAAGGAUCAAUACCUUUUAGUAAGUCAUAAUACUAGAAAGAGAUCAAGUGGGAAGAAAGAAAGAAAAUACAAAGAAGAAGAGAAUAAGGAAUAUAUAUAUUUGAGGAAACAAGACUGGCAAUAUCCAUCUUCAACAAUUUUUUAAUUCAUCAAGAAAACUUCUUUUCAAUAACUACACUGAAUCUCAAAUCAAUAAGAAUCAAUAAUACUAACUACAUCUAUCAGGUAAUAUUUCAAAAUGGGUAUUUCAAGAGAUUCUCGUCACAAAAGGGCCGCUACUGGUGCCAAACGUGCUCAAUUCAGAAAGAAGAGAAAGUUUGAAUUAGGUCGUCAAGGUGCUAACACCAAAAUUGGUACUAAACGUAUCCAUUCAGUCAGAACCAGAGGUGGUAACCAAAAAUUCAGAGCUUUAAGAGUUGAAACUGGUAACUUUUCAUGGGCCUCAGAAGGUGUUGCUAGAAAAACCAGAAUUGUUGGUGUUGUUUACCAUCCAUCUAACAAUGAAUUGGUUAGAACCAACACUUUAACCAAAUCAGCUAUUGUCCAAAUCGAUGCUGCUCCAUUCAAACAAUGGUAUGAAACUCACUACGGUGCUUCAUUAGGUAAAAAGAAGGGUCAAGCUAAAGCUGCUGAUGAAGAAGAAGUUAAAAAAUCCAGAAAAUUAGAAAGAAAAUUAGCUUCAAGAUCUCAACAAGCUAAAAUCGAACAUGCUGUUGAUGCUCAAUUCGGUGCUGGUAGAUUAUACGCUGCUAUUUCUUCAAGACCAGGUCAAUCAGGUAGAGCUGAUGGUUACAUUUUGGAAGGUGAAGAAUUAGCUUUCUACUUAAGAAGAUUAUCUGCUAAGAAAUAGAUUGUUUAAUAGUUUCCCACUCAUGUAUCAUCAAAUUUAAAAUUUUUACGGUUUAAUAAAAAUUGGAGUUUGUAGUUUUUGAAAUU